Messenger RNA from Rotaria sp. Silwood2, 5043 nucleotides. The record is from the annotation of a GenBank genome assembly. NCBI's taxonomy places the organism in Eukaryota, Metazoa, Rotifera, Eurotatoria, Philodinida, Philodinidae.
AUGAGCAGAACCAAUAACAAAGAGGACAUCACUCUUAUUUGGCUUGACUCCAGGAUGGAUUUCAAUAGUCAUUUAGAAAAAACAAAGAAACAAUUACAUCAAAUCAAUGAUUAUGUUGUGUUUCACAAUGAACUCGAAUGUUGCAUCAGUUUCAUUCAAUCAAUAAAAAACGAAAAAAUUAUUCUCGUCUCUUCAGUCUCUGAUGCAUCACAAAUAUUAUCUCAUAUUGUAAGUCUACCUCAAAUUGACAGCAUCUUUGUCUUCAACUGGGAAAAAGUCGAUCGUGAACACAUACUUCAUAACCAUCCAAAACUUAUCGGUAUCUAUGAUGAAUUCGAUUCAUUAUAUUUAUCCAUUCAAGAGCAAGUCUAUUUUCUUGAUCGAGACUUACAAAUAUUCAGCUUCUUCGAUCAAAGUGAACAUUUAACAAAAGAUCUAUCAAAACAAACUGCUGAUCUUCUUUGGUUUCAACUUUAUCAUGAUGUUCUCUUUGAAUUAACACACAAUGAAGAAGCUAAACAAGAAAUGAUCAAUGCAUGUUGUUUCUAUUAUCGAGACAAUAUCAAAGAAAAAGAAGCAAUUGUGAAGUUUGAAAAUGAAUAUCGAUCAGAAGAAGCUAUUCAAUGGUAUUUGAGAAAAUCAUUUCUUUAUAAGAUCAUCAAAAAAGCAUUAAGAACCAAAGAUUUCGAUCAACUAUUCACAUUUCGGUAUUUUAUGAAAGAUCUAAUAGAAAGUUUUGAUCGAGAACAUCAAAAGAUAGUUCAAUCUGGUAAAGAAAUAUUAUUCGUGUAUCGAGGAAUGAAAUUGACAAGUGAUCAAAUCGAGAAAUUCAAAGAAAACGAAGGUAAACUAGUUUCAAUCAAUGGAUUUUUGACAACAACUACUCUUCGUUCAAUUGCAUUGAAUCAAGCAAUAAGACCUUCAAAGCGAACUGAUCUCGUUUCUGUUCUCCUAGAAAUCCAAUGCAGUCUACAAUACAUGAGCAAUAUUAUCAAUGCUGCUGAUAUUAUUCAAUUCAAUGAAAUUCCAUAUGAAGAGCAAGAAGAUAUUAUCUUCGAUUUAAAUGUCACUCUUCGACUGAAGAGUGUGAGAACAGAAAAGGACAUGUUUUUUAUUGAAAUGAGUGCAUCGAAUGAAGGUCAACAUAUAAAAGAAAAAUAUAUCAAAGACUCACAUCGUCAAAUGAAAGGUCUAAGCAUCAGAAUUCUCUUUGGACGAUUGAUGUGCGAUAUAGGUCAAUGGAAUCAAUCACAACACUUCUUUCAACAUAUCUUGAACGACUCGAAUAACAACAAUGAAGACCUUACAAAGAUUGAAUACAGUCUUGGUGAGGUUCUUCAAUGGAAAGGUGAAUGGAGUGAAGCACGGAGAUAUUAUGAUCGUGCUUAUGAACGGAUCAUGAAUAUGAAACCAACACCUAUCAAGGAUAUAGCUGAUAUACUCUUCAAUAUUGGUGAGAUUCUCUAUUUAGAAGGAAAGUAUGAAGAAGCUUGUGAUUAUUAUGAACGAGCAUUGGCAAUGCGAAAGGAGUAUUAUUCUCCUAUCAAGGUUGAUACACCGAAUUACCAACAUAGUAGUUUACUGAGUCGUGUUUGUGCAUCACUAUGGUCGAUUUUAUUGAAUUCAGGCGGAUUCUUUCAAUUGUAUUAUGGAUGGUUUUGGACUAGGUAUUUCCUGGGAAUUUGUCGUUGGCUCCAUUUGAAAUAUGUGGCAACCACGGCGAAGCAUGGUGAAGAACAUUCAAGCAAAACUCGAUUACAAGAAAUGUGUCGGAGCUUGCAAGAAACCGGUUCGUUGCAAUUGAGCAAGACUAACAUGGAUGGUUAUGUACCUAUCGCUACAAUUUUUCGUAGCUUAGCCAAAAUCCUCUUUCGACAAGCCAAGUAUGAUGAAGCACUUAUUUUUCAUAAGCAAGCAUUGACUUUACUGAAAGAAUACUAUCAAUCUCCUCAUAUCGAGAUAGCUGUUACUCUUAUGCACAUUGGCCAGAUUCUUGCAUUUCAAACACAGUAUGACGAAGCCCUCAAUUUCUGUCAACAAGCAAUGUCAAUCUUUACAUUAUAUUAUCCGAAUGGUCAUGUCUAUAUCGCCUCCACCCACAACCAUAUCGGUUACAUUCUCUAUGCCGAAGGGAAGUAUGAUGAAGCUGUGAAGAUCCACGACCAAGCAUUGGCAAUGCAGCAAAAGUAUUAUCCAUCUGGUCAUAUCGAUAUAGCUUAUAGUCUUUGUUUAAUAGGAAAUGUUCGCUAUAGACAAGGAAAAUAUAAUGAAGCUUUGAUAUUUUACGAACAAGUGCUGGAAAUAUCACAGAAAUAUUGUUUUCCUGGUCAUAACGACAUUAUUUGUACUCUAAAUAACAUUGGCUAUGUACAAAGACAACAAGGAAGGUAUGAUAGAGCUCUUCAUUUACAUCGACGAGCACUAGCACUUCAAGAGAAAUAUUAUCCAUCUUAUUAUGGAAACAUCACCGACACUCUCAAUUACAUCUCCACUGUAUUAGUUUGUCAAUCAAAAUAUGAUGAAGCUCUAUGCUUUUCUCAACGAGCGUUAACGAUGCAAGAGAGCUAUUACCCUUCGGGUCAUGUCUCAGUGGCCUUUAGUCUCAACAACAUUGGCAAUAUACUAUGUCAACAAGGAAAGUACAAUGAUGCUGUUGAUAUUUAUCGACGAGCACUAGCAAAUGUUGAAAAACAUUGUUCAUCUGAUUAUUCUUCCAUUGCUUUUUAUAUGAACAGCAUCGGGAUUAUAUUAGGCAAGCAAGAAAAGUAUGAUGAAGCUCUUGAUUAUCAUCGAAGAGCACUCGAAAUGCAAGAAAAAUAUUGCUCAUCUUGCCAGUGUAAUAUAGCCAAUACUCUCAAUUACAUCGGAAAUGUCCUUAUUGGACAGAAAAAAUAUCAUGAAACUUUGAAGUUUUAUAAGGCUGCACUCGAAAUGCAAGAAAAGUAUUAUCCAAAUGGCCAUGUGGACAUUGCAACAACCCUCAUUAAUAUUGGCAGAGCAUUUCGUCAACAAGAUAAGCUUGAUAAAGCGAUUGAAUAUUAUCAAAAAGCAUUAGAAACUCAAGAGAACUAUUAUCCAUCAGGAAGUGUCAUCAUAGCUGAUACUAUCAAUCGUAUUGGUCACGUUCUGUACAAUGAAACAAAGUAUGAUGCAGCAAUUGACUAUUAUCGACGCGCACUUUCAAUGCAAAACAACUUCUAUCCUGAUGGUCACAUCGAAGCUUCUCAUACAUUCAGCUUCAUUGGUGACACUCUAUAUAAACAAAAGAAGUACGAUGAAGCUCUUCAGGUUUAUCAAAAGGCUUUGGCUAUUCAGGAAAAAUAUGAUGACUUUGCUCAGGUUGACAUCGCGAACAGUCUGAACUCUAUUGGUAAUGUCCUGUAUAGCCAAGAGAAACAUAAUGAAGCUAUUGAUUUCUAUCAACGAUCAUUAGCCAUUCGAGAGAAAUUUCAUCCAUUUGAUCAUGUUGACAUCGUUACCGUUCUUAUAAAUAUUGGGGGUACUCUGUAUGAGCAAAGAAAGUAUGAUGAAGCUCUUGAUUUCUAUCAACGAGCACUAACAGUUCGAGAGAAGUUUGAUACAACUAAUCAUGUUGGUAUUGCUGAUAGCCUGAUACUCAUUGCCAAUGUUCUAAGAGAUCAAGAAAAGUACAAUGAAGCUAUCGAGUUCCAACAACGGGCAUUGAUAAUACGAGAACAUUAUUAUCCUUUUGAUCACAUGAACAUUGCUUAUAGUUUAAGCAACAUCGCUAAUCUUGUGACUCUACAAAGAAAGUAUGAUGAAGCUCUCGACUUCUAUCAACGAGCCCUGGAAAUCUACGAAAAAUAUUACCCAUCGAAUCCUGUUGAUAUUGCUAAUGGUCUCAUCAAUAUUGCUGAUGUCCUGAGAAAACAAGGGAAGUACGUUGAAGCCAUUGAGUUUCAAGAGAGAGUAUUGAAAAUUCGAGAAGAAAAAUAUUCCUCAUGUCACGAGAAAAUUGCGGAGAGUUUGAAUCGCAUCGGUGAGAUUAGAGUAGAUCAAGGAGAAUACAAUCUUGCACUUGACUGUUAUCAACAAGCUCUAACUAUUCUCGAAAGUUGCUAUCCAUCUGGUCAUGUUGAUAUUGCUGACAGUCUGCGACAUAUUGGUAUGACUCUUAAUGUGCAAGCAAAGUAUGAUGAAGCCCUCAAGUUCUGUCAUCGAGCAAUAGUAAUCUAUGAGCAAUAUUAUUCAUCCGGUCAUGUAAACCUUGCUACUUGCCUGACUACUAUUGGUUAUGUAUUGAGUAAUCAAGGUAAAUAUGAUGAAGCUCUCAAUUUUUAUCAUCGAGCACUAGCGUUUUACGAGAAGGACUCAUCAAAUUGUUUAAAUACCACUACUUGUCUGGGCAACAUGGCGCAAAUAUUAAAAAAUCAAAGAAAAUACGAUAAAGCUCUUGACUUUCAGCAACAAGCGUUGAAACUUCUUCGAAGUAAUUCAUCUAACGAUCAAUUAAGAAUUGCUACCACUCUCAAGAACAUCGGUAAUACUCUGUUUGAACAAACGAAAUAUGAUGAAUCUCUCAACUCUUAUCAACAAGCAUUAGUCAUAUUCGAAGAAUAUUAUUCCAAUGAUCAUAGUGAAAUCGCUGAUUGCCUAUACUGGAUCGCUGCUAGCUUCAAUAGGAAAUCCCAGUUCAAUCUUGCUAUUGAAUAUUUGGAAAGAUGUUUAAUAAUUAAAGAAGCCAGCCUGCUUUCAAAAGAUCUCUCUAUUGCAACCUUAUUCGAGUGUUUGUCACAAGUACAAACAAGAAAAGGCGAACAUGAACUCUCUCUUAUAUAUGAACAGAAUUGUUUCUUAAUGCGUCUCAAAGUUCUACCACCAAAUCAUGAGAAUAUUGGCCAUAGCUUAUCGAAGAUAGGUGAGAUUUAUGAAAAACUCAAUAAAUCUAUAUUGGCCCUCAAUCACUAUCAACUAGCAUUAGCUAUCUACAGGAAAUAUCUACCUCCUUGGCAUGAUAAUGUACGAAAGAUGGAAUCGAAUAUUGAGCGACUUUCGGAAGAACUUGAAAUAGAACUCGAUUAA